AUGGACAUCUUCCGCACGCUAGCAGGCGGAGGCGCCAGCUUCGACAAGAGGCGCUUCCAGAACGAUCUCAAGAUCUUUGGUGGCGCUGACGACGAGGCUUCCACCUCGACGGCGAAUGCCAAGAGCAAGGGCAAGAGAAAGCGCAGUGACGUCCAGACUACGGCGGAUGGAGAGCAGAAGCACAGCGCUACCAAUGGAGCCAAGGUCAUUGUGCCGGAUGGACUCGACUUCUUUGGUUCCGCAGCCAAGGCCAAGUCUACCACCUCGGCUGUCGAGAGAGAGGAGAGGCUGAGUAAGAAGGACGGCAAGCGUAAAGCCGAGGACGAGUCAUCCGACUCAGAAGCUGAAGCGGAUGAACAAGCAGCAGACGAGCCACCGGUAACCAAAGCAACCCUCAGCACCUUCCUCAAGGCGAACAAGAUCAAGCUCAAAGGCACCGACGUGCCGCUCCCCAUGGCAUCGUGGUCGGAACUCGAGACGCGCUUCAACGUGCAACCCUGGCUGCGCACCAACCUAGACAAGUGGGGUUGGUCCGUUCCGACGGCGAUCCAGAGGGGUGCCAUGCCGGUCCUCCUCGCCAAUCGCGACCUUCUCGCCGGCGCACCCACUGGCUCAGGCAAGACGCUCGCCUUCCUCCUCCCCCUUCUGCACCACCUCCGCGCCCCAUCGAAAAAAGAAACCUUCCGCGCCGUGAUCGUCUCCCCCACCCGCGAGCUCGCUCAACAGAUCCACGACCAGCUCCGUCGUCUCUCCGACGGGCGCAACUUUCGGAUCUGCGUCCUCACCAAUACGGCCGAUUUCUCGUCUCUCUCUCAAGAGCCGAGCAAGCGCAAGAAGUUCGACAUCCUCAUCUCCACCCCUCUGCGACUUGUGCACGCGGUGGAGAAGGAAGAGGUCGAAUUGGGCAAUGUAAGACAUUUGGUGCUGGACGAAGCGGAUCGGUUGUUGGAAGAGGGGUUUUUGGAGCAGACGGAUUCGAUUUUGGCUGCUUGCACGCAUCCGGAUCUUCGCAAGGCGUUGUUCAGCGCGACACUGCCUGCGGGCGUCGAGGAGAUGGCAAGGACGUUCAUGGUCGACGAAUGUCGCGUCAUCGUCGGCACCAAGGACAGCGCCACAGAGACGAUCCAGCAAGAGUUGCUAUUCGUCGGUUCGGAAGACGGAAAGUUGCACGCAUUGAGGUCGUUGAUCACGGAAGGAGGGUUGAAACCCCCCGUGCUGCUCUUCGUCCAGUCCAUCGAACGAGCUAAGGAUCUGUUUCAUGAGCUCGUCUACGAUGGGCUGCACGUGGAUGUGAUACAUUCCGAACGACCUAAGGUGCAACGCGAAGGCGUGAUCAGCGCGUUCAAGAGGGGCGAUGUGUGGGUGCUCAUCUGCACCGAACUCAUGGCGAGAGGGAUUGACUUCAAGGGCGUUCAGCUGGUGAUCAACUACGAUUUCCCACAGAGCGUUCAGAGCUAUAUUCAUCGGAUCGGGCGAACGGGUCGAGCGGGAAGGCAGGGACGUGCGAUCACGUACUUUACCAAGGAGGACGCAGGGCAUCUGAAGACGGUGGUGAACGUGAUGAGGCAGAGCGGAUGCGAGGUGCCCGAGUGGAUGGUCAAGUUGAAGGGGCCGGGGAAGAAGGAGAGGAAGAAGCUGAAGCAGCGGGCGCCGGAGAGGAAGGAGAUCCGGACGAGUGCGGCUAGCAGUGUCGGUAGGAGAGAGGCGAAUAAGAGGAGGGAUAUGAUUGCGGGGAGCAAGAGGAGAAAGGUUUCCGAGGGGAAGAAGGAAGGUGGCGGGGAGAAGUAG
Kalmanozyma brasiliensis GHG001 is the source of this 1788-nucleotide messenger RNA. RefSeq names its product Helicase, C-terminal. The transcript has a single exon. The coding region runs from base 1 to 1788 and encodes 595 amino acids. The record is from RefSeq and is a predicted model, not a curated record. Gene Ontology annotation, molecular function: nucleic acid binding; RNA helicase activity; ATP binding. NCBI's taxonomy places the organism in Eukaryota, Fungi, Basidiomycota, Ustilaginomycetes, Ustilaginales. Gene Ontology annotation, biological process: maturation of SSU-rRNA.